Lathyrus sativus (Indian pea) is the source of this 1287-nucleotide messenger RNA. NCBI's taxonomy places the organism in Eukaryota, Viridiplantae, Streptophyta, Magnoliopsida, Fabales, Fabaceae. The record is from the annotation of a GenBank genome assembly.
AUGUUUCGCAUAGCAUCAAAAUUUUCUUCAAGAAUCUCUCCCAAAGCUCUUGUUUCUCUCACUGCAAAACCCUCUCCCAUUUCAUUCAGGUCAUUCAGCAAUGGCUUGGCGUUGGAUAAAAGCUUAGCUAUCGAUGAUGUUGUUCGGAUGAGCGCAUACGCUUUGAGACAAGCUAGGUCUGAAAAAUCAGUGGGAUCAUACGGUAUGGGUUAUUUGGUGUUGAAGCAUUGUCUUACAACCGAGUUAACGGAAGGAAAUGACCCAAAACAUGAGAAUUCCAAAGGAAUUGCUUUGCUUGCUAUGUCUACCUUGUUUUCUGAAAGAGGAGAUUAUGUUGAUGCAAUUGAACAGCUAGACGGUGUUCAAGAAUUGACGAAUUCUUACUUGGGUAUUAGAGUUGCUGCCUUUGAAGCUCAGGCUGGGCUUCAUCUAGAAUUGGAACAGGAUGAUAUGGCAUCUGCGGUGGCUGAUAAAUGUAUAGAGCUGGUGGAGAACGAGAAAACAGAAGAUUUUGAAGCUUUAAAUGUUCGUGCUAGAGCGCUAAAAGGGCUUAUUGAACUUGUCAAGGGAGAUAUUAAAUCAGCUGAACCUUACUUUGACAAAACUCUACGCACCAAGCUAUGCGAAGGCACUGCUGCUCUAUCGUAUGCGGAGUUCCAACAAACAAGGCAGAACUACUCAAUGGCAAGAGAGGUUUACCAGAAUGUUAUAGAAGGAGCCGCUGACCUUAAAGAGAGUGGCAAUGUAUACUUAGGAGGUGGUAACAUGAACAUGGAGGGUUUAAUGAUGGGGGCCAUGUGUGCUUUAGGACAGCUUGAAUCACAUUUGUGUAACUUCCGUAAUGCGGAGGAGCAUUUGACAAAGGCAUUAACUAAAGCAGAAGAGAUCUAUGGAGAAAAACAUCCCAAGGUGGGUGUUGUCUUAACAUGUAUGGCUCUUAUGUAUAGGCAUAAAGCAAUUGUUCAGCAAUCAAGUUCGCUUAUGGUUCAAGAGGGCCUCUACAGAAAAAUUUCAGGGAUUUUGAAGUUUCCAUCAGCUGAAACUGAAUCUGAAGGUACUAAUGCUGCUGCACCAUCUGUAAAGAGAAGUGAUAUAGUGGCUCUUUCAAGUGGUGGAUAUGCAGAAGUACUUAAUGUCCAAGAAAAGAGAAAGAAUGAAGGAGAGAAGCUGAGGAACUUGUCUGAUUCUUUAUGGAAAAACAACAGGAUGUCUCUGGAUGAUUAUCUCGGAAACACAGAAGCAAAUUUAUGUCCUGUUAUUGAUGCUCGCAUAUGCAGGCUUCUGUAA